AUGAUUGAAAAUAGCAAAAUUACUGAUAAUUAUUCAAAUGACAUACCAUUUGAAAAAUUUUGGAGUUUUGAGUUGUUUCUUUUUAAAUUAAUCGGAAAAUCAUUGGACGGUGCGUUCAGCGGUGACAAUUACAAAGAAAAUUAUAUUGAAGAUUUGGUAUUUUUUUUUGGAUUUAGUUUGCUCAGUUCAUUUAUUUGUUUUUCGAUGUAUACAUUGUAUACUGUCGAGUUAAGUAUAACAUUUGCGGCUGAGUUUGUUCCACUUGUGCUCAGUAUAUUCAUAGUAACAGUAAAGGCAUCAAUUAUGUGGUUCUAUAAAAUUGAUUUAUUUACAAUUUUACAACAGUUCAAUUCUCUGUGGAUCCACGCCCGAAAGAAAGUCAAUCUAACAAGAAGAAUUAAUAAAUUGUUGAACACUUCAGAGAAAGUGCGCUUUAUUUAUUUAACAGUAUUAAUCUUUUGUGGAUUUUGUUAUGGAAGUCGACCUUAUAUCGUUAUGUUGACAAACUAUUUGGGAGAAACACCGGAAUCAAACAGUACGAUUGAUUUUACAAUUCUCGUUUAUCCAUUAGAGUUUCCAUUUUCUUAUCAAACGAUUAGUCGAUAUAUUUUCCUCUUAAUAUAUGAAACUUGUUUGGUUUAUUUUUGUGUUGUCUACCCAGUGUGUGAUGCUUUAUAUAUUCAUCUAAUGACGCAUCUUGCAAUUAAUUUUUCGAAAAUACAAUCAAUAUUCGGUCCCGUUUUUUUUGUCACAAUUAUUUUGAAUGGAUUAGAUCUAUGUCUGUGUGAACUGUCGGAAGGAAAUGGGGUGCUAUUAGUAAAGAGUUUGAUGCAUGCAGUUAUAAUUUGUGUACAGAUAUUAACUUAUUGUGAUUUUUCACACUCAACAACAGAAAUGAUCAACAGCAUCGAUAUAUCUAUCUACAAUUCGGAAUGGGUGGAUAGUACUUCUAAGUAUAAGAAAAUUUUGAUUUUCAUAAUGAUGCGGGCGAGCAAAGAAUUCAAAUUUACGGCUUAUAACAUUAUAACUCUUAAUCGUGAGCAAAUGACUAAGGUAUGA
Cotesia congregata is the source of this 1059-nucleotide messenger RNA. NCBI's taxonomy places the organism in Eukaryota, Metazoa, Arthropoda, Insecta, Hymenoptera, Braconidae. The record is from the annotation of a GenBank genome assembly.